Messenger RNA from Jaculus jaculus (lesser Egyptian jerboa), 4124 nucleotides. RefSeq names its product seizure related 6 homolog (gene Sez6). Gene Ontology annotation, cellular component: dendritic shaft; dendritic spine; neuronal cell body. Gene Ontology annotation, biological process: synapse maturation; regulation of dendrite development. NCBI's taxonomy places the organism in Eukaryota, Metazoa, Chordata, Mammalia, Rodentia, Dipodidae. The transcript is spliced from 17 exons. The coding region runs from base 106 to 3090 and encodes 994 amino acids. The record is from RefSeq and is a predicted model, not a curated record.
UCUCCCGGGUCCCACCCGGCUCCGGCCCCCCGCGCCUACGCCGAGCCGAGCCUCUCCGCCCUACCGCCGUGUCCCCAGCCCCGGGGCGCGGCCGUCACCCGCACCAUGCGCACGGCAGCCCUGCUGCUCCUGCCCUCGCUGCUGGCGCUCCUGGCUCACGGACUGUCCUCAGAGGCCCCAACCAUGGGAGAAGGGCCAGCCCCAGGCGUCAAGGAGACGGAUAGAGAGCUCACUGCAGCCCCCACUCCUGAGCAGCCAGACCGAGGCGUGCACUUCGUCACCACAGCCCCUACCCUGAAACUGCUCAAUCACCACCCGCUGCUGGAGGAAUUCCUUCAAGAGGGACCCGAGAGGGGUGAGGGGCAACUGAGGCCGGCCCUGCCCUUUCAGCCUGACCCGCCUACGCCUUUCACUGCAAGCCCCCUUCCCCGCCGGGCCAACCAGGACAACCGUCCAGUCUUUACCAGCCCGACCCCGGCGGUGGCUGCAGUACCCACGCAGCCUCGGCCCAGGGAGGGACCUUGGAGUCUGGAAUCAGAGGCCCCUGGGCUUCGUAGCACAGCUCCUCUCCCUCCCGGACCCGUGAUGGCAGUACCCACCCCGCGCCCAGGGGACAGGCCCAGUACUACACCCCCCAGCCAAGCAUGGACUCCAACCCAAGAGGGUCCUGGAGACAUGGGCAAGCCGUGGCUUCCAAAGGGCGUAUCUCAGGCCACAGGGCAUGGGAUUGAAGGGACCGUCGCCACCUCCACAGCUUCUGGGGACGAUGAGGAGACCACCACCACCUCCACCAUUGUUACCACCACCAUCACCACAGUCCAGCCACCAGGCCCCUGUAGCUGGAAUUUCUCAGGCCCAGAAGGCUUUCUGAACUCUCUUAUGACCCCCGGCUCACCCUCUGAUGUCGGCCUGGACUGUUUCUACUACAUCUCUGUUUACCCUGGCUACGGCGUGGAGAUCAAGGUCCAGAACAUCAGCCUCCAGGAAGGGGAGACCCUAAUUGUGGAGGGCCUGGGGGGGCCUGACCCACUGCCCUUGGCCAACCAAUCUUUUUUGCUGAGGGGCCAAGUCAUCCGAAGCCCCACCCACCAAGCAGCCCUGAGGUUCCAGAGCCUUCCACCCCCUGCUGGGCCUGGCACUUUCCAUUUCCACUACCAAGCCUAUCUCCUGAGCUGCCGCUUUCCUCGACGUCCACCUUAUGGAGAUGUGACUGUCACCAGCCUCCACCCAGGAGGCAGUGCUCGCUUCUACUGUGCCACUGGCUACCAGCUGAGGGGUGCCAGGUUCCUCACCUGCCUCAAUGCUACUCAGCCUUUCUGGGACUCCAAGGAACCUGUCUGCAUUGCUGCCUGCGGCGGAGUGAUCCGCAAUGCCACCACUGGCCGCAUCGUAUCGCCGGGUUUCCCCGGCAACUACAGCAACAACCUCACCUGCCACUGGCUGCUGGAGGCUCCUGAGAGCCAACGCUUGCACUUGCACUUUGAGAAGGUCUCCCUGGCAGAGGAUGAUGACAGGCUUAUCAUCCGUAAUGGAGACAACGUGGAAGCCCCGCCUGUGUAUGACUCCUACGAGGUGGAAUACUUGCCCAUUGAGGGCCUGCUCAGCUCCGGCAGACACUUCUUUGUGGAGCUCAGUACUGAUAGCAGCGGGGCAGCAGCGGGCAUGGCUCUACGCUAUGAGGCCUUCCAGCAGGGCCACUGCUAUGAGCCCUUCGUCAAAUACGGCAACUUCAGCAGCAGCGCUCCCUCCUACCCUGUGGGCGCCACUGUGGAGUUCAGCUGCGACCCUGGCUACACCCUGGAACAGGGUUCCAUCAUCAUUGAGUGCGUUGACCCGCAUGACCCCCAGUGGAACGAGACAGAGCCAGCCUGCCGAGCUGUGUGCAGCGGGGAGAUCACAGACUCCGCGGGUGUGGUGCUGUCUCCAAACUGGCCGGAGCCUUACGGCAGAGGGCAGGACUGCAUCUGGGGGGUGCACGUGGAGGAGGACAAGCGCAUUAUGUUGGACAUUCGAGUGCUACGCAUAGGGCCUGGAGAUGUACUGACCUUCUACGAUGGGGAUGACUUGACAGCCCGGGUCCUGGGCCAGUACUCAGGGCCCCGCGGCCACUUCAAGCUCUUUACCUCCAUGGCUGAUGUCACCAUCCAGUUCCAGUCAGAUCCUGGGACUUCAGUGAUAGGCUACCAGCAGGGAUUUGUCAUCCACUUCUUUGAGGUGCCCCGCAAUGACACGUGUCCGGAGCUGCCUGAGAUCCCCAAUGGCUGGAAGAGCCCGUCACAGCCUGAGCUGGUACACGGCACUGUGGUCACUUAUCAAUGCUACCCUGGAUACCAGGUGGUGGGAUCCAGUGUACUCAUGUGCCAGUGGGACCUAAGCUGGAGUGAGGACCUGCCCUCGUGCCAGAGGGUGACAUCAUGCCACGACCCAGGGGACGUAGAACACAGCCGACGUCUGGUAUCCAAUCCUAAAUUUCCUGUGGCGGCCACUGUCCAGUACAUCUGCGACCAGGGUUUUGUGCUGACAGGCAGUGCCAUCCUCACCUGCCAUGACCGCCAAGCUGGUAGCCCCAAGUGGAGCGACCGGGCCCCAAAAUGUCUCUUGGAACAACUCAAGCCAUGCCAUGGCCUCAGUGCCCCUGAGAAUGGUGCCCGCAGUCCUGAGAAGCGGCUACACCCGGCAGGGGCUACCAUCCACUUCUCCUGUGCCCCUGGUUAUGAGCUUAAGGGCCAGACCAGCAUCAAGUGUGUGCCUGGCCACCCCUCACACUGGAGUGACCCUCCACCCAUAUGUAGGGCUGCCUCUCUGGAUGGGUUCUACAACGGCCGUAGCCUGGAUGUUGCCAAGGCACCUGCCACCUCCAGCGCCUUGGAUGCUACCCACAUGGCAGCUGCCAUUUUUCUGCCCCUGGUGGCCAUGGUGCUGCUGGUGGGAGGCGUGUACCUUUACUUCUCUAGGCUCCAGGGAAAAAGUCCCCUACAGCUACCCCGAACACGUCCUCGCCCCUAUAAUCGCAUCACAGUGGAGUCAGCAUUUGAUAAUCCAACUUAUGAGACUGGAUCUCUUUCCUUUGCAGGAGAUGAGAGAAUAUGAAGUCUCCAUCUAGGUUGGGGCAGCCUGGGGAUGCCGACACAGCCCUGUGUUACAGCCCAGUGGUAGGGCUCUCAACUCCUUGUUGUACCCCACCUCCUGUACAUACCACCUGGGAAGAGAUGCCAACCAGUUCCGCAAGAAGUUGUGCCCUGCCCUGCCUGCAAUGCCCACCAAGACUUAUAUUUCUUGACACCACUGCCUGCUUAGGGCUUUUCUUUGGUCCCAAGUCAGGGGGCAUCUGACUUGGAUAGAAUGCAGCUGGAACACAUCACCAAGAGCCAGCAUUUGCCUGACCUCUCCCAUGCCCUGGCCCUCCUGCUUGGAAGUCACAGACAGAGGUUCCACAUGGCCACCAUCCAGCCCUGGCAUUUGGACCCUCCAGCCAAGCUGAUUUGACGGCAGUGGGAAAAGCACCAGGGCACUCUUCACAGCGACAUCACCAGUGGCCAACACUGGUCUCAAUAGAAAUCUCUGGAUAGUCCUGGUAUACCAACAUCAGCCCCUCAGGGAGGUUUCUCUAGUCCUUACAGGCCCAGAAUUGAAAAGAUCUGCCUCCUGCCUAUCCCAGCAGAGGUGAUAAUUGUAAGGGAUCAUAAAGGGUUCAAGGACUCUACCCCAAGCUCAGGCUGAGCUUCACCAGGUUCUCAUGCUCCACACCAAAGCAAGACACCAAACUGCUUCCUGGAAGCCCUAUGUCCUGAAAAGAGGGAGACCUUCCUUGAUGUUUUUCCCGGCUGUUACAAAAGUCCCCUUUCUCACUAGCACCCCCCCCCUCCAGGCCACUUGCUAGGCUCCCCCUCCUGCCACUGUGUUAUGGCCUGCAGGGAGUAGACAGGCAUAUUCUGGAGAGGAGAAGAAAUGCAAGGACCCAGGAAUUUGGCAUGGAACAAGGGGUCGGAAAGCCCCAGGAAGAUGCCCAGUUCUGACUGAAGGCCACUUUGUACAUAUGAUGUAUUAUAGCUGGGCUCCAGCCACAGAACAAUCUUUUAUUUCUGUUGUUUCCUUAUUAAAAUGGUGUUUUUUGAAAAAAAAAA